AGAAAGCUGUCAGUGAAGGAAGUAGACUAAAGGGUAUCGGUAGCGUCGCUGGUUGGAAUCAUCGUGCCCGUGGAUUCUGCAGUCGAAUAUUGAACGCGCUCUGUCCAUGCUUCACUAGCAACGGUAAAUCGUAGGGCAUAUCGAAUCUAGCCAAUAUUCAAACAUCGUAGCUUUGCAUCGCUCUUGUAGCGACUCAUUUCGUUAAAUUGAUCGUCAAGCUGAUUGAUCGCACGAAACUUUCGUAUACACUACCGUUCAUAAGUAUCGGAACGUUUGUUUCUUUACGAUAGAACGAGGAUCUACAUUAUUCUUUAUGAUGAUAACCUUAUUUUUUUACGAUCGUUAGAAUUCUACGUAUAUGGCGUUAUGUCGUGGAACAUUUCGACGCGAUGAAAUUUAUCGUUUAAAGAUAAUGUGCAAUUUAUCCUCUAAUCUUCAAAAAUGUAGUUUACAGAUCUAUUUGACUGUAAUGCAAUGUACUGCUGGUAAAUUAUCUAAAUUCGUAAUCUGUUGAUUCCGUAAGUACCUACAAACUACCAUUUCUAGGCAUUAAUUUACUUCUAUUCGUGAAUUUGUACGAUUCGGUUGAAUUCAUAUGUACGUACUAUAUCGUUACUGCGAAAAAUAUAUUACUAUCAAAGCGUCGAAUAUUUAUGAGUGGUAGUGUAUGUAUUAUUUACGGUAGUAGAUGAUUUCAUGUUCGAGGACGGAACGAAAACUUUUGAUAAUUAUUUACACGUACUAUCGCCUCACAGAUCUCGAUGAUUUUCCAAUAUAUUGUAGAAAUCAACAUUUUCAUCGAUUUUCCCGAAAAAUAUAACCCCCGCUCGAUAUUCCGAGUUUCCGAGACAUUCGUGAAAAUAUUUCUCUCAUUUUUACACUGAUGCGCAUCGGAUGUCAUUUAAAUUUGGAUUAGGCUUGUCGAUGCACAUGAGUCGAUGCGAUGAGUUUACGUGUAUCUCACAUUUCGAUUUUCGAAACGCAGGGAGAUGAGAAGGAAAUGCAACUUGGCUUAGCUAUUCCAGCGAGAUGAGAGACGAUUUUUACUUGGGUUUAUGGCUCUACUAAUAUUAAAACCUAUUUAAAGUACCUAAUUCAAAUCUAACCAAAUACAGAUGAUCAAGCUGUCAUCAAGCAAUUAAUGAAUUUUGAUCUGAUUUCGAUUAAUUUACGCCAAGUUUCACUUCAAUUUCAAAGUAACGUCAGAAUAAAGAUUUGAAAAAUAUUUUUAUUAUGGGUAUCUAGGAAAUAAAGACCGAGCGGGGAUUAUAUGUAUAGGAAAAAUUGUUCAAAAUGUUGAUUUCGAUUUCUACAACAUAUUCGAAAAUCAUCGAAAUCGGUGAGGUGGCAGUACUUGUAAAUAAUUACCGAAUUUUUCUAUCUCUAAUUUAAACAUUACUAUUCCAAGCUGCGAAUAAAUUCAAGAUUUAAAAUUCAGAUACUGUACCGAUCGGAUAGCCUUUUUUUUCAUUUAUUUCUUUAUCUCGCGUCGUUGCGAAUACCGUUGUACGAUUCAACGAAAAAGAAUGUUUUUCGGAGAAUGAUAGGCUUUAAAUCAAAGUAGAGUAAGAAUUAGGUGAACUGUACGCUAAGAUGAUGGCGGUGGAGACAAGAAAAGAAAAGAAACGAAAGAAGAAAUUAUAUCGAUCAGGUUGAUCGAUAUGCAUUUCGAAUUUGAACGUUACUCGAUAUUAGGGACUGUUACAAGUACAAGAAAUUCUUACUACGAAUAACACGAAUCGGAGAUAUUUGUUUCCAUGUAAUCUUUAAUAAAUCUCCGAUUUUAUAGAAAAAUGUAUGCGUUAUAUGUACUUACUUACUUACAUACGUACGUAUUAUCAAGUUCGACGAGAAACACGCAAUUCAAUUCGUGAUGUCGAAGGAUUUGAUACGCAAUACCCUAAGAAACGAUAUCAAGACGUCCUCGUUCAUUUUCAUUACUAAGUAACUGAUGCAUGCCUAACGUUCAACAUGCAUCUUACCCUCGUAUCCUGUAGUAUCGCAGCUAUUACAACGGCAGCCACCAAGAUCACCUAGCAUGCGUGACAAUGCAUAAUAACGCGCAUCAUCAUCAAUCAGACGCGCUCAUUAACUCAAACCUGUCCACCGAUACAUAUGUAGGUACAUAUAUAUAUAGAGAGAGAGAGAGAGAGAGAGAUAUAGUUGUAGUUGUGAUUACAUACAUAUAUAUGUAAAUACGAUGUAGUACAUAUACAUCGUAUCGAUGGCAUCUCGAUACUCGUUUCAACGAAAAUUCUGUGUAUCAUGCUUUUCUAGUCUUGUAAUCGCAGGUAAAUUUACACAAAUAUGUAAAUAUAUGCAUAAUUUUUCCGGUUAUUUUCCUGUAAUUUGCGCAUAAAGAUUAAUUAUCAACAAACGUGAAAUGGUGUAUCGGGACGCGAUAACAUUAUGCACGUUGUAACCCUUAGGCAUAAUACAUGCUUAACAGAAUGUAUACUAUAUAUAUUAUAUUGUUGGUAUACUAUAUUCGUAUAUCUAUUCUUUCCAUAGAAUUAUUCACCUGGACACCGUACCGAUAUCGCUUCACGAGACCGUAAUCGUUCGCUGUCAUCCGGAAUUACCGUGCUUUGCCGAGCAACCGUUGAUCCAAUUGAUUAAAUGAUAAACAGCAUGAAUAACUGUCGUGAACGCCGUCAACUAAUGUAAUUUAGUGAAGUGCGAGCAACGACAGGUUUUUGAUUUUUCGUACUACUGGCUUUGAACAGUUGCACAUUGUAGACCGUUUGAUUAUAUAGUAUAUCUAUAUUUUAUUAUAUCUAUAUUAUAUUAUUAUAUUAUACAUGUGUAUGUAUGCGUGUAUGCGUGUAUGUAUGUAUGUGCGCGCGUGCGUGUGCGUGUGCGUGUGCGUGUGCGUGUAUGUACACGCGCGCACACGCACACAAUAUGUAAUCGAACAUACAUAUGGGCACCAAAACCAGAGUGUGUUAAAUUUAAAAAAUGCUAUUUUACACGUUAUAGACAUGUUUUCCGUAUAAAAUUUGUCAUUCUUCUCGAUAAUAACAACUUUUCCGUUCCAUAUCGUUUAGUUUCCCGCUACUACGAUUUGCUCCUUUCGAAAGUUUGGAAAGUACGAAUUAAAUACACUCUGGCUCUGAAAUUCAGAUCUGUCUAAGUAUUAAGUACGUACGUACAGUUAUAUCGAAUUAUUUUUUAUAUAACAUGAUUACACAGAAACAUUAGUGUUCAAAGUAUUUAGCUUUCUCUUACGAUACUGUGUGUCUAAUUGAUCGACUACUCCUUUGCGUUUCAUAUAUCUAAAAGGUAGUUCCAUUGUACAGAAUGCAAACAAAAAUAUUAUUAAUGUGAGAAAAUUUCGUUCGUUGUGCAUUAGCUAUGUAUUUAGAUCGACUGUAACCUUUUUAUCUGAUACUUUAACGCUAUUUAAACACGGUUCAAUCGAUAGAAGGAAGAACGGGAUAACGGAAAAACAUGCAUGUAAACGAUGACGAUGCGAGGGGAGAGAAUAGGCAAACAGAGCGUCAACGAUUGAUAUGUAUGUAAAAUGUAAAUUCGUUGCAUAAUUAUUCGAUGUGGGAUCAAAAGUAAAAAAAGCCUAUUGACUGACAAUCAAAGCUACACUUAAUCUUUAUAAUGAUACGUAGCUAAACUAUCCAAAAAUAAUAAAAUAACGUGCUAAAUAUGUGUAUGUUUGUGAAUAUGUAUGCAUAUGUAUGUAUAAACAGGAUAUUGGACUCUAACUUGUAUGUAUGUAUAAUAGAUGCAAUUACUAUUCUCGUGCAUCUAUUACAAUAAAUAUAAAAAUGUAAAUAAAAGGACAUUAAUAAGCUAGCUGUUAAGCUUUUGUUUAAAAUUUCUUUUAGACUCUUUACGCGUAACAAUUUCAAUUUCUCAAAUAGAAUAGGCUAUGCAGAUGUAUGCAGGUGUACAAGCGUUCUAAAGUAUAUGCUCAUAACUUGUGUUCGAUCUACGAAAGAAAGGAGAGACGCGCACUAUUUACACAUAUGUAUUUACCUAUACACACACACACACACGCACGCACACGCACAUCACAAAGAUAUUACAGAUAUUACAAAUCACAGAUAUUGUAAAGAUAAAAAAAAUAGUGUAUAACGCGUAUUUGAGGUACCAGGGACGGUUACCAUGGAAAGUUAGAUACUUUAUAGGUUAGCAGAUUAUCAUUGAAGAACAACCGUCGCUUGACUUUAAAUAUGCAUAUAAUAAUACGGGUUUAAAAAGGAGUAUAGGUCGAUUAUAAUUUUAUUUUAUAGAUAUUAUUUUCUGCUUAUCGAUUUAUCGUUUAAAAUGGUGUAUACUAUAGUGAUUUGUGUAAUUUAAGUCUUAACAAAUCAACCGGUCGGUAGUAUUUUCUGCUGCUGAGGAUGUCAAACAUUCGUAUAAUUUAAGUAGUUUCUAUACGGCAGCUGUUCUAUAUAGUAACUAUUUAGCAUUCACGCGUUCGAAACGUGUUCAUAUUGAAUUGUACAAGGAAAAGACAUCGAUUUAGGAGAUGUAUAAAUAUCUAUCGCUGUGCCGAGAAAGAGAGAAAUUUCGUACUCGGCUUGUUGAUAUGAUAAAGCGGAAAAGAAAGAAAGAAAAGGAAAAAACGUUUCGCAGAAUUAAUACGUGUAUGCAAGAAAUAGAAGAAGAGGAAGAGAUGGACGAUGACAUAAUUCUAGAAAAUAAUGACAACGUUUUGCGAUACUGCUAUUAUUUGACACAAGGUAUCGAUGAUGUUUACGUAGGAUCGAUGGACGUUGAUCUUCUAAUGAAUAUUCUAAGGCGUGUUCCAACCAAAUGGAAAGACAAAUUUAAAGAAUUGUUAAAUCGUUUAGUGAAAGAAGUGAAAGAGGAAUAUAUAUUAAGCGUGAAGAAGUCAGUCAUAGAAUUUGUUAUCGGAAACUCGGUAUAUUCUUCGUUAAAACAGUUUACUGCACUCGAAAAGAAUGAACAAUUUGAAGGAAUACGACUCCCGAAAGAACACGAGGUUAAUUAUCGAUGGAACAGAGCGAGACUCGAAAGAAGAGUCAUAUUAUAUCGUCCAGUUGUACGACGGAUUUUCGAUUAUUGGUACCGCGAAUUCAGUGGCUGCAAACUCAUAAAUGGAAGGGAAUUGGCAGCACGCGACGCAUCGUAUGAUCUUGGCAAUUUCGAGAGAACCAUUUCAAAAAUGUGUUCCAGGGUGAAAGAGGAACUUGCAAAGCAUUGGUUACCAAAAAUUCAAGGAAUUUUAAUUACGGCAUUCGAACGAAACGAGUUACCGCUCAUAAGUGACACAUCCGGCUGUCGACGACUUUUCAGUUGUAUCGGUUUCAUUAUGGAAGAUCAGUUGCGAGGAGCUUAUCUACGCUCUAUAGAAGAAUACGUCGAUUAUCUUCACAGCAGAAACAACAAGUGUCGCGGUUUCGAUAUUAAGAUGACAGUACGAAAUUCAAACGUAUUGUUCGAGCCAACGUUUAAAGUCUUCACGGAUACAUUUUCAACGAUACUGAAUUUAUUGGGAGAAACAAUUGGUACGCUACCGCGCGUUGAAACGAUGCUGGAUAUUAGUUCCAUCGCUAUCCAUCGUAAAUUACUCGAGCCGUAUAUGUCGCAUGAAUGUUUGGAGAAAUAUACAGAGGAAAUUAGCCAACUAAUUGAAAGAGAGAAAAUUGGCCCGAUCACGCAGCUGAGUGAAUUCGAAAAUUAUGCGAAUUUCAUAAACGAUUCGGAAGCAGAGAAAGUUCAAGAAUUCUUAAAAUGCGAUACAGCUGACAACUUUGAAAAUUACUAUACUCUAAUCGCAUAUUACGAUCGUUUGUCCCGUUCGAUAAAAGUCGAGUACGAUCGAUCUUACUUUGCUGGAUUCUUCGUCGUCCACCGUGGAGAGAUCAUCAAAUAUAUCGCUUCUGUAGCUCGUAAGCUUAAAGAGGAAUUGGUCGGUAAAAUGAUCAUCGAGUAUCAACAAAAAUCUCGAGCCGUAGGGAAUGAAUAUCAACGAAUCGUAGACCGUGCGCUAAGCGUUCCAGCAAACACUAGGGAAUUGAUCGAACUUCGAAAAUUUAUAAAUACCACGGAAAUAGAAACUGCCGGCCAGCUUGAAAGUCGAUUGAGAGAAAUUAUUAAAUAUAUCGUUGUUCUAUCAGAUUAUUCGAUCUUAACCCCUGUUGAAUUGAAAAUUAAUAAUUUUGCUUUCCAAUGGUAUUACAAGCUUCCGGAUAUUUUUGAACAACACCGAGAGAUAGCUGCUAGUAAAAUCGGGGAGUUCCAAAACAUCCUUAAGAAAAAAAUCGAACAAUUCGAACGUGAACUUGAGAUAUAUGCAAAGUACUGCGACGAAUUACAGUAUUGGGGGAAUAUGGAGGAAAUAUAUCGGUAUAAAAAGAAGGCUGAUCGUUUAGAAAACAAACUGAUCACGGCGAUGGAUACUAUUGACGGAUUUAACGAGGAGGAGGAACUAUUUGGUUGGGAACAGUCCCAGUAUCCUUUACGGAAAGCGACAGCGGAUAAACUGGGGCCAUAUAAAAGAUUGUACGACGCGACCUGCGAAUUUUUAACAAACUACGAUACGUGGAUGAAUUCGAUGAUAGGUUCUCAGGAACCGGAGGAGAUCGAAACCGCGACAGCAAUCGCUUAUCGAACAAUCUAUAGGUUAGAACGAUCUAUACAAGAGCCAAUAACGAAGAAGCUCGCUGAAAAUAUACGAAUAAAGAUAGAAGAGUUCAAAGAACACAUGCCUGUGAUUGUUACUCUUGGAAACCCUUCCCUAAAGAAUCGCCACUGGGAACAAGUAUCGGAAAUUGUUGGCUUUCCCAUAAAGGUUGACGAGUCGAUGACACUUGCCAAGAUUCUCGAUUACGGGUUAACCGACUACGUUACGAAAUUCGAAGGAAUAUCGGAAGCAGCGACAAAGGAAGGAAGCUUGGAAAGAGCACUCAUCCGAAUGCAUCUUGAUUGGGCAGAGAUCACAUUCAUCGUUAAUGCUUACCGCGAUACAGGCACCUACGUAAUUGCGAGCAUCGAUGAUAUACAAUUACUUUUGGAUGACCAUUUGAUCAAAGCUCAAACCAUGAAAAAUUCUCUUUAUAUCAAACCAUUUGAAAAAGAGACUUUAGAAUGGGAAUCGAAACUACUCCUGUUACAAAGCAUCAUGGAUUAUUGGCUACAAGUUCAAGCAACGUGGAUGUACCUUGAACCGAUAUUCUCGUCGCCUGAUAUUCAACAGCAAAUGCCAGAGGAGGGUCGACGUUUUAGCGCUGUAGAUAAGAUUUGGAGAGAAAUUAUGUCAUGUGUAGCAGCGGAUCCUCGAGUUAUGUCAGUCAUUGAAAUCGAUAAAAUGCUCGAACGAUUGAGGAAAUGUAUAAAUCUCUUGGAUCUAGUACAGAAAGGACUUACUGCCUAUUUGGAAAAGAAAAGAUUAUACUUUCCGCGAUUCUUUUUUUUGUCGAAUGACGAGCUCUUGGAAAUAUUAUCGGAAACAAAGGAUCCUACCAGAGUACAACCGCAUCUAAAAAAGUGCUUCGAAGGAAUUGCUCAAGUAAGCUUCACGGUCGAUUUGGAAAUAAUAGCUAUAAAGUCCUCUGAGGGAGAAGAAGUCAUUCUUGAAGAUAUUAUCGAUACAACGGCGGCUCGAGGUCAAGUUGAAAAGUGGUUACUUGAACUAGAAUCUUCUAUGAAGAGGAGUGUUAAAGCACAGGUGGUGCAAGCAAAGGACGCGUUUUUAAAGCAGAUCAGAUCAAAAUGGGCGUUAGAAUGGCCCGGUCAGACUAUUCUUUGUGUCAGUAAACUUUAUUGGACAGCCGAUGUGACGGCGGUGUUGUCCAAGUCAUUGAAGGACUUGAAGAACUAUGUCGACAAUUGUACAAACGAAUUGAAUGAGAUAGUGAAAUUAGUACGUGGCAUAUUGUCAACGCAAAAUCGUGUAACGUUGGAGGCCUUGGUUACGAUGGACGUGCAUAGCCGAGAUAUUGUAACGGAAUUGUAUAAAGAAAGAGUCAGCAUCGCUACUGAUUUCAAGUGGUUGGCACAAUUGAGAUACUAUUGGAUGGACGAAAACUUGUGGUCAACGAUGAUAAACACGUCGUUGAAGUACGCGUACGAGUACCUGGGCAAUACAUCUAGAUUGGUCAUAACGCCGUUGACCGAUAGAUGUUACCGAACGUUAUUUAGCGCGCUAAGUUUACACCUCGGUGGCGCGCCCGAAGGUCCGGCCGGAACUGGCAAGACCGAAACUACCAAGGAUCUAGCUAAGGCUGUAGCUAAACAAUGCGUCGUAUUUAAUUGUUCGGAAGGUCUCGAUUACAUCGCAUUGGGUAAAUUUUUUAAGGGAUUAGCAAGCACCGGAGCGUGGUCUUGUUUCGAUGAAUUUAAUCGGAUCGAUCUCGAAGUAUUGUCGGUAGUAGCCCAACAAAUUCUAACGAUUCAACGAGCUAUUAACGCUGGUUUAACUAAACUAGAUUUCGAAGGCACCGAGAUCAAAUUAGACCCUACUUGUGCUGUUUUUAUUACGAUGAACCCUGGUUAUGCUGGAAGAACCGAACUUCCGGAUAAUUUAAAGGCGCUCUUUCGACCGGUAGCAAUGAUGGUACCAGAUUACGCUUUGAUAGCCGAAAAUACAUUGUAUUCGUAUGGAUUUUAUGACGCACGUCCACUCUCGGUAAAGAUCGUAACAGCUUACAGGCUAUGCUCGGAACAAUUGUCGAGUCAAAAUCAUUACGAUUAUGGGAUGAGGGCAGUAAAAUCUGUUCUGGUGGCGGCUGGUAAUUUAAAAAUAAAAUAUCCAGAAGUGGAUGAGGAUAUAUUAAUAUUGCGCAGUAUCAAAGACGUCAAUUUACCCAAAUUUCUCAGCGAAGACUUGCCAUUAUUCAACGGUAUUACAUCGGAUCUCUUUCCCGGUGUCAAACUGCCAGAGCCAGACUAUACUGAUUUGAAUACAUGUGUUUAUGACGUUUGCUCAGCGUCGAAUUUACAAUGUAGCGCCUGGUUCUUGGAGAAAAUACAACAGAUAUACGAGAUGAUGAUCGUUCGACAUGGAUUUAUGAUCGUUGGCUUGCCAUUCGCUGGAAAGACGGCAGCGUAUAAUAUUCUAGCUGACGCAUUAAAACUUUGCGAAGAACGAAAUCUAAUAAGCGAACAUAAAGUGGAAAAGUUUGCGAUGAAUCCCAAAGCUGUUCCGUUGGGUCAAUUAUAUGGACAAUUCGAUCCGAUAUCCCAUGAAUGGUCCGACGGAGUUUUGGCUAUCAGUUAUCGUGCUUUUGCAACAUCGACCAACGAAAAUCGCAAAUGGUUAAUCUUUGACGGACCGAUAGACGCAGUAUGGAUCGAAAGCAUGAAUACUGUACUCGAUGACAACAAAAAGCUUUGCUUAAUGAGUGGAGAAAUUAUUCAAUUAGCACCGUAUACCAAUUUGAUAUUUGAAACGAUGGAUUUAGAGCAUGCUUCGCCUGCGACAGUUUCCCGUUGUGGAAUGAUUUACAUGGAACCAGAUGCACUUGGUUGGGAUCCUGUACUUAGAUCUUGGUUAGCUGAUACUCCGCCUGUGAUGAAUUCGUGGUUAAGAAACUUUCUACAUGAGUCUUUAUUUCGAAGAUUUUGCGAUCCUAUACUUUACUGGUCACAUCACGAACAUGUUCAGAAAAUUUGCCCGAUGCCGGAUACAAACCUCGUGCGUUCACUGACCUAUCUGAUGGACUGUUUUCUUGCUGAAUAUCGAGACGAGAAAGCUGUUAAGGAUAUCGACGAGUUAGAUCUUCGAGCCCAAGUCGAGGGUUCAUUUUUCUUUUCGUGUAUCUGGGGGCUGGGAGGCACGUUGACUGUAAAAUCGAGAGAACGGUUCAGCGUUCUCUUUCGUGGCUUUCUCGAAAGAGAUUUUCCUGUGGAUUUGAUAGAAAUGUUCAAAUUACCGAAACCGAUAAAACCACCUUUGAAACCAUAUAUAUUUAUUAUGCCAAGGGAUGGUCUUGUCUUUGACUACAAAUUUAUCAAAGAGGGCAAAGGAAAAUGGAGACUAUGGUCUGAUGAAUUGCUUGACAUCCCACCUAUUCCUCGUGACAUUCCUGUAAAUCAAAUAAUAGUACCUACCGUUGAGACGAUACGGUACACAGCCCUAUUUCGUUUGCUAGUAAGCAACGAAAAACCAGUGUUAUUCGUAGGCCCCACUGGAACUGGAAAAUCCGUCUAUAUAAUUGAUUUUCUAUUAAAAAAAAAUAAUCCCACAGUAAACAAACCACUGAUCAUCAAUUUUUCUGCGCAAACUACGGCGAAUCAAACUCAAGACACGAUUAUGGGAAAAUUGGAUAGACGGCGGAAAGGCGUUUACGGAGCGCCUAUAAGUAAACGGUGGAUCGUUUUUGUCGAUGAUCUUUCGAUGCCGAUGAAAGAAAUUUACGGGGCACAACCUCCGAUCGAAUUGUUACGUCAAUGGCUGGAUCACGGAGAAUGGUACGAUAGAAAAGAGAAAAGUAUGAUAAAACUGAUCGACGUUCAUCUAAUGUGCGCUAUGGCUCCACCAUAUCGCGGCGGGAAGGAUGUUACACCCCGAUUUAAAAGACAUUUUGUCGUCUUAACGAUAUCAGAAUUUGAAGACGAAGUAAUGACCAUGAUAUUUAGUAAAAUCGUGCUCUGGCAUCUUGAUACGAGAGGAUUCAGUAAAGAAUUCGAUCCAUGUAUCGACGAAAUCGUUCUGGGCACGUUGGAUGUAUACAAGGAAAGUCUCUCUAAUCUGUUACCAACACCGGCCAAAUGUCAUUAUGUCUUCAAUCUUCGCGACUUUUCCAAAGUGAUACAGGGAGUCCUGCUGUCCGUCCCGGAAACUAUGCCGAGUUUAACCAGCAUGAGGAGACUUUGGGUACACGAGGUACUUCGAGUUUUUGGGGAUCGUUUAAUAGAUCAAGAAGAUAUCUCUUGGCUGGUGAAACAAAUACGCGUCACUUUGAACGAUCGAAUGAAUGUGUUAAUGGAAGAACUGUUUAAAGAUCUUCUACCCCCGCAAAGAGAAGCAACUUUGGAUGAUAAAUCACAAGCAAUAAUCACCGAGCAAGAACUUCGAAAUUUAGUGUAUUGCGAUUUUGGCGACACCAAGGUAGAUAUCAGACUUUAUCAAGAGGUUCCAGAUCUCGACCAGUUACGAGAAAUAGUAGAAACUUAUUUAGCUGAAUACAACACGAUGUCUAGAAAGCCGAUGAAUUUAGUGUUAUUCCGGUACGCCAUCGAACAUUUGUCACGAAUUUCCCGUAUUAUCAAGCAACCGCGUAAUCACGCGCUUCUUGUCGGAGUCGGCGGUACGGGAAGACAGUCGUUAACUAGACUAGCCUCGCAUAUAUGUGACUACGACGUUUUUCAAGUUGAAGUUACUCAACAAUACGGAGUUAACUCGUGGCACGAGGAUAUAAAAGGGAUUCUAAGGCGCGUGACUGCCACCGAUCUUCACUCCACCUUUCUCUUCUCCGAUGCACAAAUUAAGCAGGAAAGCUUCCUCGAAGAUAUCAGCAAUAUUCUUAAUUCCGGAGAGAUACCGAAUAUAUUCACCGUCGAGGAACUGGCCGAAAUAUGCGAACACAUGAAGCAAAUAGACAGGCAGCGGGACCGAUCGGUGCAAACGGAUGGAAGCGCGGUAGCAUUGUUCAAUCUUUUCGUUCAGAUAACUCGCGAUCAACUACACAUCGUAAUGGUGAUGUCACCGAUAGGAAAUGAUUUUCGCAACCGGAUCAGAAAAUUUCCGGCAUUAGUCAACUGCUGUACCAUCGAUUGGCUUCAGCCAUGGCCAGAGGAUGCUCUAUUAGCGGUUGCGACUAGAUUUCUGCGGGCCAUUGAAUUGACGGAUAACGAAAGAACCGCUGGUAUCGACAUGUGUCAAUUCUUUCACGUCUCCACGCAAAAUUUGAGCGCAGAGUUUUUCAUUCGACUAAACAGACACGUUUAUGUCACCCCAACGUCGUACCUUGAGAUGAUAAACACGUUUAAGGAUCUGUUGGGAAGGAAACGAGAGGAAAUAAUUAAUGCGAAAACUCGAUACGAGCGUGGUUUGGAUCAAUUGGAUGAAACGCAAAAACAAGUAGUAACGAUGCAAGAAACUCUGAAAUUGUUGCAACCGCAACUAAUAACAGCCACCCAAGAUGUUGAAAGAAUGUUGCUCGAGGUUGAUAAGGAAAGACAAGAAGUGGCAGAAUUUGAGAAAGUUGUGAAAAUUGACGAAAGCGUAGCCGAGGUUUAUGCGAACGAAGCAGCUGCGAUUAAAGCGGAAUGUGACGCUGAUUUAGCAGAAGCGAUGCCAAUUUUAAAACGUGCUCAAAGCGCUUUGGACACUUUGACGACUACCGACAUCGCUGUAAUAAGAACGAUGAAGAAACCACCGCAAGGAGUGAGAUUGAUCGUCGAGAGCGUCUGUGUCCUCAAGCAAAUAAAACCAGAGAGAGUUCAGCAAGCUGACGGUACAUUCAUCGAGGAUUAUUGGAGGGCUUCUCUUAGAAUGCUGAGCGACGUGAAAUUUCUCGAUUCGUUGCUCAAUUUUGACAAGGAUAACAUCCCUGAUACCGUGAUCGAAAAAAUUCGAAGAGAAUACCUGACUAAUCCGGACUUUAAUCCUGAAAAGAUAAAAAAAGUAUCAACAGCAUGCGAGGGAUUGUGCCGAUGGGUAUUCGCAAUGUCGGAAUAUGAUAAAGUAUCGAAAGUAGUCGCUCCGAAGAAAAGAGCUUUGGCAGAAGCUCAGAAGAUUUAUGAUAAAGCCAUGGAUACUCUAAAAGCAAAGCGAGAACAACUUCGACAAGUACAGGAAAGAUUGAAAAUAUUGGAAGAACUUUUGGAACAAAGAAAAACUGCUUUUCAAGCAAUGUCCGACAAAGUGACAGACUGUGAGAUCAAGCUAAAACGAGCCGAGGACCUAAUUGGAGGUUUGGGCGGAGAAUAUUCGCGUUGGUCCGAUACCGCGAAAUCUUUAGGAGAAAGGUAUCAGCGAUUAAUGGGUGAUAUCGUGAUCGCUUCUGGCGUGGUCGCGUACCUAGGUCCAUUUACGAUGCCGUUCCGUCUUCGACAAACUGUUCUAUGGGUAAAACGAUGUACCGAUUUGCAGGUAAUUUGUAGUUCCGAUUUCCAGUUGCGCGACACCCUUGGAGAUCCAGCUUUAAUCAGAUCUUGGAAUAUUUUCGGACUCCCAAACGAUGCAUUUUCAGUCGAUAACGGUAUUAUCAUCAAAAAUUCAAGAAGAUGGCCGCUUAUAAUAGAUCCCCAAGGUCAGGCUAAUAGAUGGAUAAAAAACAUGGAAAAACAAAAUAACGUGAAUAUUAUUCGGCUAACUCAGCCUGACUACGGCCGAGUGUUAGAAAACGCAUUGCAAUUUGGAUUACCAGUGCUUCUUGAACACGUUGACGAAGAAUUGGACGCUAUACUCGAACCGAUUUUACUUAAAGAAACGUUUAAACAGGCUGGUGCGAUCUGCAUAAAAUUCGGCGAUGCAAUUAUCGAAUACAGUUUCAAUUUUAGACUGUACAUUACGACGAGAUUAAGAAAUCCGCAUUAUUUGCCAGAGGUAGCAGUGAAGGUAACACUGUUGAAUUUCAUGAUAACACCAACCGGAUUAGAAGAUCAAUUAUUGGGCAUUGUUGUAGCGAAGGAAAGGCCAGACUUGGAAUCGGAAAAGAACGCUUUGAUCAUGCAAGGAGCUGCGAAUAAAAAGCUAUUGCAAGAAACAGAGGACAAAAUCUUGGAAAUAUUAUCGAUUGCCGAAGGCAACGUAUUAGAGGACGAAGAAGCGGUAGAUAUUUUAACAUCGUCUAAAAAUUUGAGCAAUGAAAUUCAAGUAAAACAAACGGUAGCUGAACAAACGGAAAAGUUAAUCGACGAUGCUAGAUUGCAGUACACGCCUGUCGCCGUAUAUUCCACCGUAUUGUUCUUCACCAGUGCUGCCUUGGUAAAUAUCGAUCCUAUGUAUCAAUAUUCAUUGUCGUGGUUCGUAAAUUUAUUCGAACUGGCUAUCGAUCAUACGGAACCAGCGGAAAUGGUUGAACAACGACUAAAAGAUCUUAUGAAAUAUUUCACAUAUUCUCUGUACGCGAACAUUUGUAGAUCUUUAUUCGAGAAGGACAAGUUAUUGUUUUCUCUGUUACUUGCGAUCAAUUUGCUGGAGCAACGAGGGCAACUUUGUCCGUCGCAUUGGAUGUUUUUAUUAACGGGUGGAGUUGGUAUCGAUAAUCCAUAUGUAAAUCCAACAACAUGGCUACCGACUAAACAAUGGAACGAACUAUGUAAUCUUGACGAGAUUCAAGAGUUCUCGGGCAUUCGAGAAUCAUUUACUGGCAAUACCAGCCAAUGGAAACGAUUAUUCGACUCGAAGGAACCGCAGAUCGAAACAAUCCCUGUACCGUUCCAACAUCUGAACCUAUUUAAAAGAAUGUUGAUACUGAGAUGCAUUCGUCCUGAUAAGAUUCUGCCAGCAGUGCAAAAUUUCGUCCAAGCGGAACUUGGUUCGCAGUUUAUCGAACCGCCACCGCUCGAUUUGGCAUCGACUUAUGCCGACUCAAACUGCUGCACUCCAUUGAUAUUCGUAUUGACGCCCGGUACCGAUCCAACGCAAUUAUUACUCUCGUUUGCCGAUGAACAAGGUUAUAGCGUCAAUCGCCUUUUCUCUAUUUCCCUCGGCCAAGGACAGGGACCAAUUGCCGAGGAAAUGAUUCAAACCGCUGUGAUAGUUGGUAACUGGGUUGUUCUACAAAACUGUCAUUUGGCGAUUAGUUGGAUGAGUACCUUGGAAAAAAUUUGCGAAGGUUUGAUGCCCGAUACGAUUCACUCGGAGUUUCGACUGUGGUUGACGAGCUAUCCGUCCGAACAUUUUCCGUCCUCGGUUCUAGAGAAUAGUAUAAAAAUGACGAAUGAACCGCCGAAAGGCUUAAGAGCUAACAUCGUUAGAUCGUACACGAGCGAUCCGAUUAUUGAUCCGGAUUUUUUCGAAUCUUGUUCCCAAACGGAAAACUUCAAAAAGCUUCUUUAUUCGUUGUGUUUCUUCCACGCCGUAAUCCAGGAAAGACGACAAUUUGGCCCAAUCGGUUGGAACAUUACAUACGAAUUCAACGAGACUGAUCUUCGAAUCAGCGUUUUACAAUUACACCUUUUCCUCGAUCAAUUUGAAGACGUGAGAUUCGAUGCUCUCAAGUAUUUGACCGGAGAAUGCAACUAUGGCGGAAGAGUUACGGAUGACUGGGAUCGCAGAACUUUGAAUACGAUAUUGUCGAAAUUUUAUUGCCAGCAGUUACUUAUCGAAAAACGUUAUUAUUUCGAUGAUACUUUGAUGGUUUAUUAUUGCCCAAGCGUGCGAGAGCAUGAAGCAUUUGUGGAAUACACAAAAAACUUACCCUUAAUCACUGAACCGAGUGUUUUCGGUAUGAACGAAAAUGCGGACAUCAUCAAAGAUCAGCAUGAAACGAACCUCUUGUUUUCGUCGCUCCUACUAACACAGGACCGUGUGGAUCUCUGGCAAUUGCAACAGGAAAGCGUCAAGUCUGGAACCGGACAAUUCACCAACGAUGAAAUAGUGCUUAGAAUGUCGAAUGAUAUUUUACAAAAAUUGCCAGAUGACUAUGAUCUUGUAUCGGCGCUUGGAAAGUAUCCAAUGUCUUACGAACAAAGUAUGAAUACUGUGUUGGUCCAAGAAAUGGGAAGAUUUAACAAACUUCUCAAUUAUGUUAGAACCAGUCUGGAGAAUAUUAUACGUGCUAUUAAAGGUAUUGUUAUCAUGUCAUUUGAAUUGGAAGAUAUCUAUGACGCAAUUUUGACAAACAAGAUACCUGCUUUAUGGCAACAAUACUCUUAUCCGUCGCUAAAGCCACUUGGUAGUUAUGUACAUGAUUUACUAAGCCGCUUAAAUUUUCUUAAAGAAUGGUAUGAAAAGGGAGCACCGGUCGUAUAUUGGAUCUCAGGAUUUUAUUUUACCCAAGCAUUUUUGACAGGAACCAGACAAAACUAUGCGAGGAAAUAUCGGAUUCCUAUAGACCUUUUAAUCUUUGAUUUCUUCGUGUUAGAAUCCGAUACAAUGCCUGUACUUCCUCCUGAGGAUGGAGUUUAUAUAUACGGAUUGUUUUUAGAUGGUGCCAGAUUUAAUAAAAAACAAAUGACAUUAGACGAAAGCUUUCCAAAAGUACUUUAUGAACCUAUGCUUCCCAUGUGGUUAUUACCUGUGAGAAAAGCGGAUAUAAAAGAAAAAGUAACAUACAUUUGCCCUGUAUAUAAAACUAGCGAAAGACGAGGAGUGUUAUCAACCACUGGACAUUCGACAAAUUUUGUUAUCGCUAUGACAUUACCUACAUUAAAAUCGCCAGAACAUUGGAUCAUGAGAGGAGUCGCACUACUUUGUCAGCUCUCUGAAUAAAAAUUAUUUUCUUAUUUCAUCCUUUCGAAUUCAUCUUGAAAAUACGUCAAGGAAUUGAGUUUCUAAUUAAAAGUAUAUAUUAUCCGAAUUUUGGAAUACAGCAAUGAUCGAAUUGUAAAUUGCGAUAUUUAAAUUGUAUGGUACAAGUAUUCAAACAAUAAAAUAUGUAUAGAAUUAGUCAAUCAA
Molecule: messenger RNA, 16498 nt
Organism: Bombus terrestris (buff-tailed bumblebee)
Lineage: Eukaryota; Metazoa; Arthropoda; Insecta; Hymenoptera; Apidae
Product: dynein axonemal heavy chain 7
Exons: 51
Coding region: 4490-16312 (3940 amino acids)
Biological process (GO): microtubule-based movement
Cellular component (GO): dynein complex
Molecular function (GO): ATP binding; minus-end-directed microtubule motor activity; dynein intermediate chain binding
Source: RefSeq, a predicted model, not a curated record